Molecule: messenger RNA, 252 nt
Organism: Macrosiphum euphorbiae (potato aphid)
Lineage: Eukaryota; Metazoa; Arthropoda; Insecta; Hemiptera; Aphididae
Source: the annotation of a GenBank genome assembly
AUGUCAAAAUUGACGAAAUUUUUCGUUGGGAAUCUGCCGUGGACAGUUAGCAGCCGAGAACUCCGUAAAUACUUCGCAUCAUUCGGCCACGUUGCUACAGCAGACGUAUUGUUCGACCACUCUACUGGUUUGUCAAAGGGCUACGGAUUCGUUCAGUUUUCUACAACAGGUGGAUACGAAAGUGUUUUAAACAAUGACAAACAUGAAUUAGACGGGCAAACAUUGAUUCUUAAAACAGCUGAUUUUCAAUAA